Chroicocephalus ridibundus (black-headed gull) is the source of this 6448-nucleotide messenger RNA. RefSeq names its product multivesicular body subunit 12B (gene MVB12B). The transcript is spliced from 10 exons. Lineage: Eukaryota; Metazoa; Chordata; Aves; Charadriiformes; Laridae. The record is from RefSeq and is a predicted model, not a curated record. Gene Ontology annotation, biological process: virus maturation; viral budding; regulation of epidermal growth factor receptor signaling pathway. Gene Ontology annotation, cellular component: ESCRT I complex; late endosome. The coding region runs from base 5427 to 6296 and encodes 289 amino acids.
GCUCUGCGGGCCGGGGCAGAGCCCCCUGGGUGCCCGCGGCGGAGGGGCGGCGGGAGCCCCCCGGGCCGGGGCCUGCAGGCGCUCCGCGUCACGGAGGGGCCGCGCUGCCCGCCCGGCGAGCGGGUGUCCGGGCCGGGGUCUGGUCCGGAGCUGCCGGUGCCCCCAGGGAAGGUGGAAGGGCUCUGCUGGGGCUGGCGUCGGUAGCAGGGUCGGCGUCGGUGACCAGCGCUGGGGCAAAGCCCUGGUGACCUUGACGUGCUCAGGAGUCUACUGCAAGAUAUUAGUGACUGCUCAGAGAAAAUAACAAAAACCCUGUGUUUUGCAUGGUCUUUUGCUGCAAGUGCUUAGAGCGUGGGCUUAGUUGACUGCCCGCUUUUCUCACCAGUUCUCGGGUUUCUGCAUAUCUGGAGGUGAUAAUGUGGACACUCUCCUUGCAGUGCUGGCCGGAGCAGUGAUACUGAGCUGCCUGUGUUUUAUGUACUCGCCUCUUGUGUUAUUGAGGCUUGUGAGCUUUCACUGUGGUUUCUGCAGAGGUUCUCAAAGAUCCACCAAGCUUCAGUGUUUUCUCUGCUUUCUCUGAGCUAGGACAUUGACAGUUUGGUCAUGGCAACGCAAGCAGAGUCCUUUGCUGACACAAGACGGGCUGGGCUUCAGCAGGUGUGCAGCUGGUCAGGCUAAAAUGCAGGUUUCUCCAUCUUGUGUUUUAUUUUAACUGAGUGAGAACGUGCUCACGUAUAUCUUAGUGGAGUCUGCGCAUCAUGUGGCAGGCUGGCAGUGUUGUCUCUGUAAUUUUUAGCUGAGAUAGCCUUACCCAGUAGAUUUCCUCACCAUAUUGGGACAAAGGCUUAGUUUGAGCUUCUGGAGGUGUGAAGUAAAACAUACAAUGUUUCGGUCUUGUAGGGCGUGCUGCUCUGACAAAGUGAAUCCCAGGCUCAAGGGUUCCUGUGGCCACCAGGGACUUAUUCACACAUGUGCCAAGAUAGAAAUAACUGAACUGAAUGUUAUUCAAAUUUUGCUGCCCUGGUGCAAGGUCAUCUGUCUACAGAAACCUAUUUUGGUUUGAAAUAGGACACUCUUCACAAAUGUGUGUCCAUAGUUAGAAGUACUGUGAAGCAAUACAAGUUCUCGAUUUUGCUCGUUCCAUGACUUAAGUUCCUGUUUCCAUGCAGUUUGGUCACAAAUUGUAGAGAUUCUGCAGCUGAUAUGGGACAGCUGUCUUGAAGAUGGGAACCUGGGUGCAGGGGUGAUUCCAGACAUACCUUCAUUUGGGGCGAAAUGUGAAAGUGAAAUCCUGCCUGCUUGUGAUGGAGGCCUCCAGGGCCCUGACCCUGCAUCCUGCCACGAUCUCCUGUUUUUCUGAUUGAAACUAUGUCCUAUUCCAUGAACAGAAAUAGAAAAUUGGCUGGGGUUGUGUCCUGUUCCCGGACGCGGUGGGAGGACCGGGCAUGCGGAGGAGUACGUCAGUGUAACUUCUAAGCAACCCGCGUUGUGCCAGCAGUACCUACCGCCUUUUCAAAAUGAUGGAGCGAUAACCCGAGCAUGUGAGCGAGGGUUUUAGAAGUGUGUCUGCUUUGGUUUGAUGGGAUUAUUUCCUGCAGGGUGCAGGAACUCAGUGAGGUAGUUGAUAAUUUUUUUCCAGUUUUGCCUUAGCUCAUACUUUUCUGCCUGUGGGAAGAGCAAGUCUGUGUCAAAGUGCAGGGCUUCUAGUUGAAGGAAGAAACAAUAAGACCAUUCUCUCUCCAAGUCACUUGCUAUUUAACUUCAGAACUUGACCCGCUUUGCUGGCAGCGUGAAGCUUCUGUGGCAAAUACAUCAUCAGGCCUGAUCUGAUCAUGUACCCACCAGCUCUUGAACUUGCCUAACUUGUUGAAAAGGACCACCGAAAGGGAAAAAUACUGUCCAAACUGUCAGUAAUACAUUUAUUUCUGAAAACAUGUUCCUUUGCUAUAUAUGUGUCCCAGCCAAAGCCCAGCAGUGUGUGUGGUCAGUCACCUCAGUGGAAUACUUGAAACGGACAGUGAAGCCAGCAGAAAAGUAUGCCUAGGAUAAACUAAUAAAAGCGGAGAUGAGCUAGCGAGAGAAUGGGUGAGAGUGAGUGAAAGGGACGUGAACAGUCAGUUGUGGGGGUGCUGGGAGAAAGGGAGGCGUGUGGCUGCAGGACAGCCCCCUUGGGGGUGAUGAGCUCCCCUGGGCUUUGCCGUCUCGGCAGGGUGCGGGACUCGGGGUGCUGAGGCAGCUGCCUGGAGCUGCGUUGCCAGGGCAGCACGGGCCCGUGUUGCACAUCUAGGGAGCAGAUGCGCUGUGCGGGUUGAAGGAGGUGCUGGAGGACCCAGAGCGGAGCACCAAUGAGUGUUGUGUGGUGGGGGAUCAAACUGAGACCCUGGCUGGACUGUACGUGUGUGGCUUUGUGACUAAAUGUCACUGCCUGCUGCCUGUGCUCUUCUCCCCUGCCCGUACCUGGUGGCUUGCUGUGCAGGCUGGCAGCCUCUGGAGUCAGGGAUGGCAGGGCAGGACAGUGCCGCUUGGUCUGAUGUGUGUAAAAGGCCAUCAGCCCGCUGGCUUCAAACUCCCUGGUGCAAAGGCUUCUGGAAGCCUGGUCGGCAGCUCUGUCUGCUGCAGGGCACCCCAGCACUGGUCUCUGCUGCCGCUCCGUGUGCUGCGGCCCGUGGAGCCAUCGCUGCUGGGCUGGAGCAGGGGGCCUUGCUGCGCUGCUGAGAGAGCAGGAUGGGGGCUGUGCCAGGGGCCUUUUGGGGCCAGUCUGGGUCUGCCACAUGAAGCAAGUGGUUCCCCCAAACCCUGGGCGGGAGGAGGCAAAGAAGGUAAAGCAGGGCCUUGGCUGACGGCAGAGGGAAGAAGGCUGUGGGAGAGGCUGGCAGGGUCCCUGAAGGCCUCUGCUGCAGCCAGGCAUCAAGAUCCUUGAGACCCUUGUGCCUCCUGCCCCAUGGCACGGCUGGUUUGAGGGGGCGGGAAGCGGGGAAGCGUUUGUGAUAAAGCCAGCAGCGUGGCGGCUGCGUGCCAAGAGCCCGUUCUCUGCAUCUCAUCCUGCGGCCAUCCUGCCUUGCUCUGCCAUGUGCUGCUUGGGUCCGGUGCCAGCAGGAUGCAGGGUGACUUUCUCUGGUGGAGGCACAUCCUUUCCCUGCUGGCUUUGUCCAAGCAGUUCUGAAGCUUCUUCCUGCCCCAGGGCUCGCAUCCGGCUUCUCUUUGCUGCCUGGGCGUGCUGGGGGCUGGAUGUGGCCCUGCUUGAGAAUGACCUCCAGGGAGCAUGUUCCCUACUAAUGGGAAAAAUGUUCUUCUAAUUGUUUUGGGCUGUUCCCAGAAUAACCCCGCAGUGGGUGGAGUGGCUGAGGCCCUUCUGCAGAGCUCGGCAAAGGCCGCUUAGCACUGGAUGGUGAAAGGCCGUCUCCUGGUCAGCUGGUUUGAGUUCUUGGCCACCAUGAUGUUAGGCGGGUGUAUAGGUCAAAUGUGUGUUGUUUAAAGAGAACUUUAUUAAAAUAACAAGCUGCCUAAUAGGAGUAUUUAUAGAAUCCUGCUCCUUAAUUUAAUCAGUUCUUUCAGUGUUUGUUUUUUAUUUUUAAGUUCAAAGGCGGGAUAGAAAAGAAACCAAACUUUGCAGGCACCCUGGGGGAGAAGGGCAAUGUAACCGAUCGUCUGUAUGAUUGCCCGGCCUGAGACUCCCCUCUGACCUGUGCAGAGUUCACAAAAACAUUUAUCGGAGUGCACAAACUGAUUGCUGCUGCUCCGUAUCUGUUCCAGAUGCCUCCUUGGUGCCACCCUCCUGGGCGGAAGCUCCCCUGAGUGGGGCCCAGGCGCGGCAAAGCCGUGCAGUGCGGCAGUGGCCGGGGUAGGACGUGCCCACCAGCUCCUUUCCUGGGCGGAUGCUCUGCCGGCUGUGGGCAUGGUCUGAGCUCUGGGCAGAGGGUGCUGGCUGCGUGGAGCUCGCUGGGCCCUUGCUGUAGCGGGGUGGUGCUGCGGGCCCUGUGCCGGUGCUGCAUGGCGUCUCACCCCGUGGCUUCCGCCUCCCGCCCUCCCGAGGCGGAAAGCCCCGUUCUCUGUGCUCGGCUGCUGCCGCCGCCAUACAGGGUCUUUGUGUGAGCCGGCACAAAGUGGGGAUUGAUGCUGUGUCCCCUCCCCCUGCUGCGCUGAGUGGGACCGCAAAGGCCUCCGACAAAGGCACCCUUCUUCCUCCUGCCAGGCCGGGGGUCCCAGCCCAGCAGCACCAGGCCAUGGGUAGAGGCACACUCCCCCCCUCCCCUCCCGACCUUGCAGUGGGGCUGGGGACCCCCAGGGCCUUGUCCCAGCUUUCCCCAGGCCAACAUUGCUGCUCGGGGUCCUGCUGGGCUUCCCCGCAGCAGGCCCAGUGUGGCCAGCCGGACCAUGGGCAGCAUUUGGCAGCAGGUCCCCGGCCUGUGUUAAUCCCGUCCCUGCCAUCGCCACUGCGGAAGAGGAGGGAGUGUUGGGGCUGCCUGGCCACCAGGGCUUUGAGGGGGCUCAGCCCCUCUGCUUCCUCCCCUGAGGUGAGGUGUUGGUGCCAUCCCGGCCGUCCUUGCCUCUGCAGAGCAGCUGGCACUUAGGGCAGGUUUGGUGGAGGCCAGAGGUGCCGGGGAGGUGGAUCUGUUUCCCCUUGGUGCAGCUGUGCUGGAACCUGCUGUGCGGUGCUCUUAGUGUGCUGGGGAGUGUCCUCACUUACCUGGAUUUCAGUUCAAAAUGGCCUAAGAGAAGCUCCUAUCAGCAUUCAUUAUCUCCCAGCUCCUCCCGAUGUGUAAUAACAAGUCAUUGCAUUAUUGAGAGUGACUUGGAAAAGUUUCAGAAAACGUGCAUCUGUAUGAAGAACAGAUUGUGAGUUCUUCCUUAAAUUCACAUUAUGUUUGCUUGAUACUGCGCGUUUAAGGCAAUGGGUUCUGGAUUAUUUGCAAGGUAUCUGGCCGAGCCGGUGGAGCAGCGCAGGCAGCGGUGCGAGCUUUUUUGGGCUGUGCCGGUGCCGCUGGCGUUGCUGUGGCAGGGUCCUCUGCUCCUCGCCCGCCCUGAGGACAGGGAGCCCUCUGGGAGGGGAGGCUGAGCCCCUGUGACUCGGUGUGCGCUUCUAGUCAUGCUUCGGAGGCUUCAACUGCGUAGGGAGCAAAGUGGGACUGCAUUGCUCUGUGCCUGCUGGGUGCUUGUCUAGGUGCCGAAGCAAAGCUCUCUCCUGGGUUUGGUUCACCGGCAAUAGUGUUUUCCCCAUUACUGGUCACUAGCUUCUGUUGCUUUGGACUCCUCAGGUAGUCUGGCUGUUGGUGUGACAUUGUUAUUAUUUACAUAGGGCCCAGACUUGCUCUUUUUUAUUGCCUGCAGCACGAUGUUUGUUCUGACUGGGCAUUGUGAAGUGUAAACCCAGGUCCCACUGGCACCAGCACUCACCUCUGCCUUUUCUAGAAGCAGAUCAGUCCAUAAUGCCUGAAGUGCGAGACCUCUCAGAUGCCUUGCCCGACUUGCCGAUGGAUCCCAUCACGGGUGUUGGUGUGGUCGCAUCCCGGAACCGAGCACCGACGGGUUAUGAUGUAGUUGCACAAACAGCAGAUGGCUUGGAUGCUGACCUCUGGAAAGAUGGCUUAUUUAAAUCCAAGGUCACACGAUACCUGUGCUUCACAAGAUCAUUUUCAAAAGAAAAUAGUCAUUUAGGCAACGUCUUGGUUGAUAUGAAGCUCAUCGAUAUCAAGGACACUUUACCUGUGGGCUUCAUCCCCAUCCAGGAGACCAUCGAUACUCAAGAAAUAGCUUUCAGAAAGAAGAGGCUGUGCAUUAAAUUCAUCCCUCGAGAUUCUACAGAGGCAGCGAUCUGCGAUAUCCGAAUCCUGGGUAGAUCUAAACAAGCCCCUCCUCAGUACACCUUCAUAGGGGAGUUGAACAACAUGGGCAUUUGGUACCGGAUGGGCAAAGUUCCACGCAACCAUGAAUCUUCACAGCCUGCAACUCCUCCUUCCCAAGUACCAUCUUCGACACCAGCUCCCAACCUGCCGAGACAUAUCUCACUGACGCUUCCCGCCAGCUUUCGAGGGAAAAGUCACAGCACUCGCCUGGACUUGGAGCACCAGCACUCAAAUUUGUAUGCCAUAUCAGCAAUGGACGGAGUGCCUUUUAUGAUUUCGGAGAAGUUUGCCUGUGCUCCUGAAGGGAUGCAGCCAGUUGAUCUCUUGGGCAUCACAAUCAAAACCCUUGCAGAAAUCGAAAAGGAGUACGACUACAGCUUCCGGACGGAGCAGAGCGCGGCCGCCCGCCUGCCGCCCAGCCCCACCAGGUGCCCACCGGUCCCGCAGUCCUGAGAGGGGCCGCCGGCGCUGGAGCAGGCGUGUGUGUGCAUACUACUGAGCGGGACGCGGCGCCGGGGCCGUCCCGGCAGACCUGCGCUUGUCCGGCCAUCGCCGCCCGCCCUGCGCUGCACCACCUCCUCCUGCACACGCCGCUCCACGCCCUG